AUGCACUCGUCAUUCGAUAAUAAUCGGCAACUGAUGACCGGCGCUCGCGCGGUGUCGCUCCCGAGCGGCGCCGCGCCGCUCCUCAACCCCGCGGAUGCAGUGUGCUAUGCAAAUAAUGCACACAGUAACGAUAAACGCACACAUCGUUCUUUGCAACCGGUUUUGUUGUCCACCGCGCUAAUCGAAGUACGAACUCGAAAUAAUGUUUAUUUACUCGCAAAUGCAUUAUUAGAUAACGGAAGCGAACGCAGUUUCAUAACCGAAGCCUUUAGUAAAAAACUAGGGGUAGAAUUAUUACAGUCCACUCACGAAAUAAGAGGUGUAGGUAAUUCAGUGACGCAAUGCACGAAAUCAUGCGACAUUGAGAUUAAAUCGCGCAUAUCUACCUACACUACUAAAAUACAUUGUUUCAUAUUGCCGCUAAUUUCAAGUACGUUGCCCGCUGUACAUUAUGAACGCGCGAAGUUUCGUAUACCUAAUAGUUUACAGCUGGCAGACCCGCAUUUUCUUGAUUCUCGAAAAAUUGAUAUUUUAAUCGGCGCAGAUAUAUUUUGGGAAUUAAUACACGAAGGUAAUAUAAGGUUACCUAACGGACCUUAUUUACAAAAUACGCAUUUAGGCUGGAUAAUAUCGGGACCUAUCGUAUUUAAUACGCGCAACGAUAGGCUUAUUCAGUGUAAUUUCACGCAAUCGAUAGACACGCAAUUACGCCAAUUCUGGGAGAUCGAGGAGCUGCCUCGGGAUCGGGAUACGCGCACGGAUGCUGAGCGUGCUUGCGAAGAACUAUUCACUCGUACUACGACGCGCAAUGACGAGGGACGGUUUAUUGUUAGCAUACCUCUUAAGUCAUCACCCGAUCUUUUGGGCGAAUCACUUCCACAGGCGGAACGACGCUUCCUAGCGUUAGAAAAGCGGUUAGAACGCGCGCCCGCUUACAAAAAAUUAUACGCAGAUUUUCUUCAUGAGUAUGAGAGCCUAGGUCACAUGACUCGCGUUUCGACCUACGGAACCCCUCAUUAUUUUAUGCCGCAUCACGGCGUAUUUCGCGAAAAUCACUCGACUACUAAACUUCGAGUUGUUUACGAUGCUGGGGCCGUUUCUAGCACGGGAAUCAGCUAUAAUGACCUACAGUUGGUAGGCCCGCCUAUCCAAGGCGACCUAAUUUCAGUUAUAUUGCGCUUCAGGCAACAUCGGUACGUCGCAUGCGCAGACAUCGAAAAGAUGUACCGACAGUGCCUUGUUGAUGAAAAGCAGCGAGAUCUUCAGCUGAUUCUCUGGCGCGACGAACCCACGCAGCCACUCGGUGUCUAUCGACUCAACACGGUCACCUACGGAACCGCGUCCGCGCCGUUUUUAAGUUGUCGCUGCCUAAAACAACUUGUAUGCGAAGCAACCAAUCCCGAAGUGUCGCGAAUUAUCAAUGAAGAUUUUUACGUCGACGACAUGAUCACGGGUUCUCACGACAAUGAAACAUUAUUAAAAUUGUGCGAAGAAACAACCAAGACGUUGCAAGCUGGUUGUUUCCCACUACGCAAGUGGAUCUUCAAUUUUACGUGUGAACCCGAGAUGACGUCAUCGUCGUGCGCUUCUAAGCAAAUACUCGCGGAAAAUACAAAUCACAAAACAUUAGGUAUUGGUUGGCUUAAUGACAGCGACGAAUUUUAUUUCAAUUCAGAAUUUGAGUCUAGGAAUGAACCUAUAACUAAACGCAUAAUUCUAUCAUACGCAUCUCAAAUUUUCGAUCCACUGGGGAUUUUCAGUCCGUUCAUCUUGACUGCAAAAAUGUUAUUACAACAGUUGUGGUUAUUAAAAUUGGACUGGGACGACAUCGUACGCGUCAGUGGAACCGGUUUCUCGCUUCGCUGUCGAUCCUAA
Messenger RNA from Maniola jurtina (meadow brown), 1875 nucleotides. RefSeq lists its product as uncharacterized. Bases 1 to 1875 code for a protein of 624 amino acids. The transcript has a single exon. Lineage: Eukaryota; Metazoa; Arthropoda; Insecta; Lepidoptera; Nymphalidae. The record is from RefSeq and is a predicted model, not a curated record.